Aspergillus terreus NIH2624 is the source of this 1266-nucleotide messenger RNA. RefSeq lists its product as uncharacterized. The coding region runs from base 1 to 1266 and encodes 421 amino acids. The record is from RefSeq and is a predicted model, not a curated record. The transcript is spliced from 2 exons. Gene Ontology annotation, molecular function: hydrolase activity. NCBI's taxonomy places the organism in Eukaryota, Fungi, Ascomycota, Eurotiomycetes, Eurotiales, Aspergillaceae.
AUGUUUCCAGAUAUUAUCAUCAAGAGUAUACCCUCAGCUCCGGAGCACCCUGCGUUCAAUUACCAAGGUUUCGCACCCCAAGAAAGCAUCCUGGAUGUCGGACAUGUAAAGGAGCCAGGAUACCGGGCUUUCUCUUGCAAGUCUAUUUUCACCCGUGAUCAGGAAAUUGUUGUCAGAGACGGAGCGAGACUCUAUGCCGACAUCUUCAGACCGGCAUCUUCGGCUUCCCAGCCGGUACCAGCCAUUCUUCCCUGGAGCCCAUACGGAAAGACAGGGACCGGCCCGCAAAACUACGAUACAAUCGCCCCAUUUCGUGCAGGGAUCCCAAAAUCCCGCACUUCGGGCUAUGAAAAGUUCGAGGCCCCCGACCCCGCCGAAUGGUGUGCUCGAGGUUAUGCAGUGAUCAACAUCGAUGCGCGAGGCGCAGGCCACAGUGAGGGCAUCAUCGCGCUUUGGGGUAUCCAAGAAGCUGAAGAUAUCUAUGAUGUGAUUGACUGGGUUGCAAGACAGCCAUGGUGCAACGGGUCAGUCGUGAUGGCGGGAAACUCCUGGCUAGCAAUCUCGCAAAUCAAUUUCGCCGCCCGAUUGAGUCAUCCUGCACUUAAGGCUCUGGCGCCUUGGGAGAUGUAUACCGACCCGUAUCGUCAUUUUGUCGCCAGGGGCGGUAGGCCACAUAUCCCAGGAUUUCAUAGAAUGAUUGGCGAGGGCUUUGCCGGUCCAAGCGGCGCGGAAGACAUUAUUGCAAUGUUUCAGAAACGGCCCUUGUACGAUGACUACUGGGAGCAGAAGCGCAUCCCGGUCGAAAACAUCACUGACAUUCCGAUGUACAUCACAGCGUCAUAUUCCACGAUGCUGCACACGUACGGCUCGUUUCAAACUUUCAGAGAAGCGAAAACGAACAAGAAGUGGUUGCGUGUACAUCCCUACCAGGAGUGGUAUGACCUCUACCGGGAGGACAUCAGCAACGAGCUGCAGCGCUACUUUGACUUUUACGCGAAAGGAGAGCCCAAUGGCUGGGAGGAUGAGACACCAUCGGUCCGCCUGUCGUUGCUUGGGUUUGAGCCUGAAAGCCCUGCAAAAACGGUUGUGGAGAGAUCGGAGCUUACAUACCCUCCUGAGCGCCAAAGACUCAAGACAUACUUUCUUGAUGCAUCCUCCGGGACCCUGCAACCAAAGCUCCCUCAGAAAGAAGCGUCCAUCUCUUAUGAGGCUCACCACCUUACGGACUGUGUUGUAGGCAAACCGGAUAGUUCAAUAUCGCUCUGA